AUGGCCAACAAACACCCCAUCAAGACCACCACAAACACCAACAACACCUCCAAUCUCCCUUCAAUGCCACCUGCACACACCUUCGACAUCCUCCCCGCGCUUCACGAACUCCUUGCGCGAGUGGAACAAGGCCCCGCAGCCACUGACCUCUUUCCAACUCUCGACGAUUCGACCUCGGAAUCAGACAUUGGAUCGCAUUAUCCCCCAGACACUCUCGUCCCUCUUGCGCCCAAAGAUCUGCCCGAGGAGGUGCUCAAAUCCAUCAAACCUAGAAUUCGUGCGGCGGUGAGGGCCGUCGAGGCGUUGCCGGAUGUGGACAGGACGAUUGAGGAGCAGGAGGAGGAAAUUCGCAUGUUGGAGGAAAAGGUGAGGAAGCAGAGGGGCAUGUUGAGGGACUUGGGCCAGUUGGCAGAAGGGAUGCAGGGGAAAGUGACUUCUUGA
This is a messenger RNA of Ramularia collo-cygni, 441 nucleotides long. RefSeq lists its product as uncharacterized. Gene Ontology annotation, cellular component: mediator complex. Gene Ontology annotation, molecular function: transcription coregulator activity. Gene Ontology annotation, biological process: regulation of transcription by RNA polymerase II. Bases 1 to 441 code for a protein of 146 amino acids. Lineage: Eukaryota; Fungi; Ascomycota; Dothideomycetes; Mycosphaerellales; Mycosphaerellaceae. The record is from RefSeq and is a predicted model, not a curated record. The transcript has a single exon.